AUGGAGCUCUGCGCAGCUGUAUUACUUGUCACAACCGUCAAACAAACUCGCAAAGAAGAAAAAUCAGAUUCUGUAAAAGAAGGAAGGUUUGGAGGAUUCAUUCCAAUAGAUCAGCUACAAGUAACUUACUCUGAAGGUUCUGAUAGGAUUGGAACAAACAAUCUUCUUCAAGGAGAUUCUGUUUUGAUUAAAGACUUUCGUCACAAAGGUACAUGGAGGCCUGGUACAAUAGCAGAAGGAACUUCUCCUCAGUCUUAUGUAGUAGUUCUACGUGAUUGUCGUGUAUGGAAGAGACAUAUUGAUCAAAUGAGGAAGGGAGACAACUCUCUUGAAGAUAAUGUGAUAGUUGAAAAUAGUGAGGGAGAGAAUACAGAAGUUAAUAAACCAAUGGUUAAUUCUCCAACAUAUUCUACUACAGUACAACUGGGGGUACACAAACCUGAUAAUCCUAGUCAGUUGAAACAUCAUCAACAGACUAGUUUACCAAGAAGAGUAAGAUGGGAAGAUAAGUUUAAUUCAAAUCAAAGUGGCUCAAAAGAUGAAGUAAUUGUAUGCAAAGUUUCCUUUAGAACGAAUGUAUUGUUUGCGAGUUAUGCCCCUGGUCAAAAAUGUCAAUAA
Lottia gigantea (owl limpet) is the source of this 618-nucleotide messenger RNA. RefSeq lists its product as hypothetical. The record is from RefSeq and is a predicted model, not a curated record. The transcript has 4 exons. The coding region runs from base 1 to 618 and encodes 205 amino acids. NCBI's taxonomy places the organism in Eukaryota, Metazoa, Mollusca, Gastropoda, Lottiidae.